This is a messenger RNA of Linum tenue, 555 nucleotides long. The record is from the annotation of a GenBank genome assembly. NCBI's taxonomy places the organism in Eukaryota, Viridiplantae, Streptophyta, Magnoliopsida, Malpighiales, Linaceae.
AUGGCUACAACACUGUGUUCGCAAAUUGUUCGAUCAAGGGCACUGGAAGCCAGAUGGGACCUUCUUGUUACAAACAUUGAGAAGCAAGCUCAAAGAGACCGGAACGUUGAGGUUGAUCCCAAGAAUGUUGGCCUUAAUGGCUGUGCAAAGGCAGAGAGCCGCUUCAAGAUCAACAAGCCCGCCAAUCAAACUGCAGCACGGCUUCACCGGCGGGUUCCCAAGGGUGACGUUGAGCAACGAGCCGAGGACAUCAGCACAAACGCCCAAUUUGAGUGCGUCAAUCGGGCAUUUCUUGGGAGAAGGGCUGGGAGUGGGAGUCGGCUUGGGAUGAGGCGGUGGCGGGCAUGCCUUGGUUGGUGGCGGCGGCGGCGGAGGGCACUUGGUUGGUGGUGGUGGCGGAGGUGGGCAGGCCUUUUUGGUGGCGGUGGCCAUGGAGGAAGGAGUAGGAGUUGGUUUAGGGUUCGGUUUGGGUUUGGGAGUGGGGCAGCCUCCGCCGCAGGCUGUGGCCAUGGAGAAGAAGAGGAGGUUAAGGACAAGGAAGAGGGCCAUGGCUGA